Cryptomeria japonica (Japanese cedar) is the source of this 426-nucleotide messenger RNA. RefSeq names its product jacalin-related lectin 3-like. The transcript has 2 exons. The record is from RefSeq and is a predicted model, not a curated record. Lineage: Eukaryota; Viridiplantae; Streptophyta; Pinopsida; Cupressales; Cupressaceae. Bases 1 to 426 code for a protein of 141 amino acids. Gene Ontology annotation, molecular function: carbohydrate binding.
AUGGACCCGUGGGGUGGUGAGGGUGGAGGUCGUUGGACAGAUGGUACAUACUCGGGUAUCAAGAGUAUCACUGUAAGACAUGGAGAUGUUAUCGAUGCCAUUCAGGUUGAAUAUCAUCUCAAGGGUGAAACAAAGGAUAAUGAUAUUACCGCACCUCAGCAUGGAGGCAAUGGAGGCACUGCCACUCGGAUUGAGUUGGCCGCAGAUGAAGAAUUGAUAAAAGUUGAAGGAUAUGCUGGAAAUUAUAGAGAUAUUAAUACAAUCACAUCUUUGAAAUUCACAACCAACCAGAGAGUGUCUGGUCCUUUUGGUACUGACAUUGUAAAUUAUUUUAAAUCGGAUCCGAAUGGAAAAAUUGUUGGGUUUUAUGGACAUUCUGGUAUUUACCUUGAUAGCCUCGGCAUUUAUGCACAAGUCUCGAAGUGA